Molecule: messenger RNA, 1749 nt
Organism: Schistosoma rodhaini
Lineage: Eukaryota; Metazoa; Platyhelminthes; Trematoda; Strigeidida; Schistosomatidae
Source: the annotation of a GenBank genome assembly
AUGAGUACUUUUUCAGGUGAAAGUCAAGACGACCAAAGUUCUACGAGGCAUCGUUCACCUAUCAAAAGGAGAUCAAGAAGUCGUUCUCCUAAUGUGAGUCGAGUGAGAUCAAAACGCAUAGUCAUUGCAAACAUCCCAUAUGAUUUAAAUUGGCAAAAGCUGAAGGAGUUGUUUAGAGAACAAAUCGGGUUUACUGGAUUUCUACAGUUGUUUAAAAAAAAUGGAAAACCAAACGGAAUGGGUUUGAUGGAGUUCAAGACACUCGAAGGAGCACAAAAAGCUAUUGAGACAAUGCAUCGGUUUGAAGUUGGAGACAGAAAGUUAGUUGUUCGACAAGAGACUGCUCGUGAUGCUGCUCGCUUAGCAUCAAUGGAAGUUGACGGAGGGCUUCUAAGUGAUUCUACAAACCCCAACGAGUCUGUAAAUAUGGCAGCAACAGGACCUGUUUUUACUCCUCAAAUGUUAGGUCAGGUCGGCAUAGACGGGCCAGUCACUGAUUCUGUGUACGUCAGUAAUCUUGACUAUAGUGUAACAUGGCAAAAGCUUAAGGAUGUCUUCAAAUCGGCUGGGAAAAUUCUCAGCGCGGUUAUAAAAACAGACUCAGAAGGGAAUUCUCGCGGUGUUGGCAUAUUAAAAUUUUCGAAUGCUUAUGAAGCAGUCCAAGCAGUCAAUAUGUUUAAUAACCAGAUAUUAAAAGAUAGACCAAUGCGUGUGAAGAUUGAUCGUCAGGGUACUCCUGCUCCAGUAAACAUACUUUAUCCUCCAUCACAAAGAACAGGCUCAUCUGGAAUUCUGGGUUCCACUAGUUCAAUGAUCCCCUCCAAUCCUAUUCUGAAUGACCAGCAACAGUCUUCAAAUAUUAUUGCUGCUCUUGUGACUUUACUUGGUUUGAAAACAAAUGCCGAUUCAAAUCCUCAGAGUGGCAUAAUUGACGUUCUUCGUAAUUUGGCGUCAAAUGCAAAUCCUUCUGGGGGUCUGAAUACUUUGGGAACUACUGGAUCAUCUAAUAACUCUUCUAACUUUACUGGUCAGUCGUUGUCAUCAAUCCCAGAUGCUUCUCCAGGCUCAGGAAUCAAUCGAUCCUACUCAGGUCAACUCCCUCAAGAUGGAUUACAACAAUUAAUUUCAGCAGCUGUUGCUGGUGGAAUGUCUCAGACACAAAUAACCUCUGUAUUGUCGACACUAGGUUUAUUUCAGAAUUCUCAUUCGGAUCAUCAGUCUGGUCAGUUAAAUGCUUCAAAUAUUAUUGGUCGAGAUGGUGGUGGUGGGUGUGGUGACCGAAGCGUUGAUAGAUCACAUUUUGACAAUGGAUAUGUUGGUCGUUCAAAGUAUGAAAUUUCAGGUAAUUAUCGAGUAGAUUCUCGGAGUAGCAGACAAGAUUCAUAUAAUAUGGGUGGUUCUUUAAUGAAACCAUCAGGGUCGCCUAAUCUUUCAGGCCGUGGAAGUUACUCUAGAUCAUCUGAUCGAGGACGUGAUGAAAAUGGUCCACAACAUAACAAUGAUCGACGUCAGAUACCUGAAAAAGUAGUUGUGAAGAAUCUUCCAUUCUCAUUUGAUUCACAUGAUGUGAAAAGAAUAUUUAGAGAAGUUGGAGAUUUAAACACUUGUAAUCUGGUAACAGACGCUCAAGGCCACUCUCAAGGGAUCGCAUUUCUCACCUAUGCAGAUAUUGAUGGUAUUUAUCGUGCAAUAGAUGCUUUUGACGGUAAAAUGUUUGAAGGACGACGUCUUCGAGUGCAUGCUGAAUAA